AUGCCUGACGUAUCUGAUCGAUGUCAACAUGAAUUAUGUUGUUUAAAACAAUCUAAUCCUGCAUUAUUACGCUUAUGUCGAUGUUCACAUCAAUGUGGGAAAAUGUUAUGCCGUAAGCAUUUAGUUGAACAUGAUGAAUACACUGAAAAACAAAAACAAUAUCAAAAUGAAUUAGAAGUUUUACGAAAUUCCUAUAUUGAAAUAUUUAAUGAAGAUCAAAUUCGAACAGACUUACAAAGUUUAAAUGAAAAUUUUGAAAUUCAUCUGAAUUUAAAUGAAUAUAUUAAUGAAGAUCAAAUUCGAACAGAAUUAAAAGUUUUAAAUGAAAAACUUCAAUAUCAUCAUAAAUUAAUUGAAUAUAUUGAUAGUUUAUUAUCAAUUAAUUAUUUGGAUGAAUCAAUGAAUAAGAAUGAAAAACUUCAAGCCGCUAUUAAAGUAGUACAAAAGACUAUUGCACAGGAAAAUCGAUCAAGAUCAAUAGCUUAUACAACAUCAGAUGGUGACCAGAACAAUAAUGCCAACGUUUCAACUACAGAUAAUGGCCUAGGCUCUAAAGUUGCAAAUAAUAACGAGAGUGAUGCACGAUCAAUUAUGAUGAAAGAUCGCAUAUGUAAAACGAACAGUAUUGAUUUAAUGACAUCUGAAGUUUUGGUUUUUUCAGGUGAUAGUCUCAAUGAAAAGGAUCCAAUUAUUAGUUCGGAAAGUAGUUGGAAUAGUGAUUAUGACGCUGGUGCAGUUGAUGAUAAUAAACACGGAGGUUUGUUCAGGAAUUUUAAUAUUCUUUUUUUU
Adineta steineri is the source of this 789-nucleotide messenger RNA. The record is from the annotation of a GenBank genome assembly. Lineage: Eukaryota; Metazoa; Rotifera; Eurotatoria; Adinetida; Adinetidae.